Nomia melanderi (Alkali bee) is the source of this 3223-nucleotide messenger RNA. RefSeq lists its product as uncharacterized. The record is from RefSeq and is a predicted model, not a curated record. Lineage: Eukaryota; Metazoa; Arthropoda; Insecta; Hymenoptera; Halictidae.
UCUAAUCUCAUUCGAUUGGCAUAUCGCGAGUUCAACCGCGGUAGUAGUACGCUCGAUGUCAGCGUGGACGUUCGACGUUCCCUAGCAAGCUACCACCUUCUACUCCGUUGGCUACCAUCCCUUCGUCUUCACCCUUUCGUUGCCUGCUGCUUCCGAAAUAUCGAACAUCGUUUGCUAAUCCAUAAAUCGUUGGCUGAUCGAUGUCAAAAUUCACGGGAGGACGAUCGAUCGAUUGAAAAGUGAAGAUUGUUUCCAUUCUCUUAGACGAAAUCACUUAUCUUGGGAGUAAAUAAUUCUUUGGGGGUUGGUUGCAAUAUUUUCCGACGAUUUGAACUUUCAACUCGAGUAUGAACGCGCGGAGGAACGUUUGUGUCCAGUGAAUUUACGUGAAAGACGCUGAGGAAGGCUGAUAGUUUGGAGCAACUGGCAAGACGUUCUCGUGGAAGCAAGGAGAUUUAAUCACAAAAGAAUGGGAAUAAGCAGAAGCAAUAUUGUCGGAACAUUUGUGCUUUUUAUGCUGAUACUUUCGGUUAUCCAAGCUCUUCCAUACAACAAGGAAAGCUCUUCGAAAAGAAACAGUCUAUCCGACGCAUCGGGUUUAAAAGAAGUCAAAUGCCUCUUCGUGAAUAAAAAGCUACCUAUCUGCGAUCCGAAAUGGGGGUUCGAUUUAAGCGAAGAAUCGGCAGAUGACCAAAACAGACUAGACUUAGAGAAACACAUUGAUAGGCACAUUCAUCGUAAGAGGAGAGACGUUGAACUCACGCUUGACACACGUUUCGUCGUCUAUGCGUUUAAGAAUUGUUUACCAUCCGAGCCUGAUAACUUGCGUGCGCUGAUGCCUUUCUGCGAAGAAAUUAUGCGCUCCCAUCACUUAGACAAUAUCCUCCGUGUAGAAAUGUUCGACCCAUUCGUAAUAGACGGUGUGACGACACCGCCGUAUUACUUUCCGAGCAGGCCAACUGCGUCUAGCAGAAAGCAUCGCGUUCCGAAUCCCAGGGACAAGCUCAUAAACCCCUUAGCAAUGGAAGAUUCGAUGCCGAAUGCGAUCGCCGUCAGCAUGAGCGUCUCGAACGGCUCCUCGAGCAGGCUCGUUCCUCGCAGCUGGCCGAAACCCGCGGGAACAAUGGACAAAGAGGGCGAAAUGAUCGCGGACAUCGUGCGAAACGAGUCGCGAAAGCCUUCCGCCUCGGCGAGCAUCGAAAAUACGAGCGGCGAUCCUGCGGCGGGCUCUCGAAUUCCCAGCGACGCGACGAUUGUCCAGGAUCGGCGGGAUAAAGUGAAAUCACGCGGGAAAAAGUUGCAUCGUUACGAGCCGAAAAAUUUCGGGGGGAAUCGCCGCUGGAAAAUGAUCGUCCACGAUAAGAGGAAGUCGAAAACGAGAAGACACCCUCAACUCUAACGAUUCCUGAGGCUUCGAGAAUUUCAGAUUCCUCCGACGUGUCGAAAUUGACUGGGAAUUUCAUUGUUGGAAACUCGGUUAACGAGGAUCGUGACAAUUCGAAUAAUUUGUCGGUGGAUUUAUGUAAGAAUGGAGAAUCGAUUGUGGAGUAAGGAAAGCUUGCGAUUCUAUGAACCGACGACAUUGACAAACAUCGUCGAACAAUGUUAAAUUUGGGUUCCAUGGGAUUGAGUUUAGCGGUCGAUUGUGGUUCGACGCUGUGGGAUUGAGUUGGAUUUGAUCAAACUACUGCAAAUUGAAAUAAACAUUGUUUUAUUGAUAAGAGAAAUUGCAUAGCGUAACUGUGAAUUAUAUUCGUUUAGAGAUACCUACGGUUAAAGUAUCUACGGACGCGAUUAAAAUACUUUCAAACAGUUUGCUGAAAAUUAUGGAAUUGUGAUGUUAUUGCGAUGAGUGUGUUAUAUCAGACUGUACUAAACCGAGUCAAACGUGCAUAGGUUCUAUCAAAUCUUUACAACAGAAUCAGAAUUGUAUCUUUCAAUAAUAAAGAUUGUAUCAGUGACUGAAUCAAACAAUCUCAAACCCAGUCAAACAGCGUCAAACUCACUCGGCUGUCGUCAAAUUUAAACGAAUUUCGUAACGGAAAUGAAAUAUAGGGAUGCGGUACGCGUUGAAUGUUGAAAAAAUAUAAAAAAAACUAUAAAAAGGUAAAGAAUGCUGUUUGCGGGGGACAGUCGUCGACGCGACUUUUCAUUUCCUUAAGUGGAGAUAAGGCGGGCAGCGCGGAAACUCGCUGGGGCGGAGUUGAUUCAUUAAGCGCGACAAUUAGAGCCGUUAGAGAAUCCGUUCGCUGUUCUGGGCGUUUGUUUCGCGUCUCGUUACCAUUGCUGACACUUGGAACGGACCGUGUGAUUAAAAAUCGAGCAUCGGAUUAACACUUUGUCGGGCACAGUAUCGUAAGAUCGAAAGAAGUGACUGGAGUUCGAGCUAAUGUAACUCUCUGAUUAAUUGCACGUCAUCGAAGUCACAUUAAUAUUAUUUUUGAAAUUUGAAAUUUGAAAUUUGAAAUUUGAAAGUUGAUAGUUAAAAGUUGGAAUUUGAAGUUUGAAAUGAAAAAUUUGAAAUGUUUACAGUGAUGUUAUUUAUAAGCAUUCGUUUCAUUUAUUUAGAUAUUAAUAUGGAUUUUCAAUAUCCUUCAUAAUGCAUCUGUUUAAUUAGAAAUGUAGGUUGUAGAAGAAAUCAGAAUAUCUUUGUCGCAGAUAUCUCGUCUACAACUUGACUUGAAAAGGAAAAAAAGGAAGAAAGAACGGAAGGAGAGGCGAGAAAUAAAAGUACGGAUCUUGUUGAUUGCAUGUCACCGUUACGAGAAUAAUGUAGUAAAUAGAGUCGAAGAAUUUGUCGGGCUCGCUACGUCCCUCGAUCCUGUUUGAAAAUUUGGAACGAAAUUUGUCAGAGAAGACAAGCUGACAGAUUGAAAAGUGGUGGGGUCCAAACCGAUCGCGCGUUCGUUUCUUUCUUCCCCCUUUUCUCCGUGGCACGCCCUCCAAUCCCGCCGAAGCACGGAAAAACGGCCCGGCUCGAUUCCUUAUUCCGACAAAUCGCGCGAACUUCCCUCCAUCUUACCACGGAAAUAUUAUUAUUCUCUCCAGGCACCGAUACGAAUUCAGCGCGGCCAAAAUUCAAACGUUCAAACACUUUGAACCCGAGUUUAUAGCUUGGAUUAUAAACUGCGAGAAAUAUUUUUAACCUUCCGCGGUCGAAUAGCGCGACUUGGAGCUUCGAUAUCUGAAAUUGAAAGCUGCCAACGAAUAAUUUAAUUAUUUG